Molecule: messenger RNA, 1424 nt
Organism: Sinocyclocheilus anshuiensis
Lineage: Eukaryota; Metazoa; Chordata; Actinopteri; Cypriniformes; Cyprinidae
Product: chromobox protein homolog 1
Exons: 6
Coding region: 366-977 (203 amino acids)
Cellular component (GO): nucleus
Source: RefSeq, a predicted model, not a curated record
UUGUUUCGGCGUGCCGCCGAUUUACGGGCUCGUGCACGUAGCGUUUGUUGUGGUAAAAUCGCAGCGAUCAAACGUGCUGCGGCAAGGAUGCAAGAUGUUUUGACCACAGCAGACAUCGAAUAGCGUGCUUGAGCUCCCUAAAACAACAUGGAGGAAUAAAAUACAGUAAAACAGCGGCGUCCUGCUCUAUCCAUCCCAUCGAGCACAGCACGUGAAGCAUGCAAUGCAUUUAUUCAGAAUGGGUUUUGUCGCUCGCGCUGGCCUGCCGUCGCAAAUGCAUAACAGACAGUCCUAGUGUUUGUCAUAUUAUGCAUGCAGAUGUGUAGUACAGCUGAAUCCCUUAGCUGUUAAGAACCCUUGGAAAUAUGAGCCAAACGUCAGAGCCUUCAGACGAUGCUGCUGUGACUGAAGCUCCAGAUACUCAAUCUGAAACCAAGCAAUCAACAGCAGGGAAGAAACAGAACAAAAAGAAAGUGGAAGAAGUGGUGGAGGAAGUAGAAGAGGAGUAUGUUGUGGAGAAGGUCCUGGAUCGGCGUGUGGUGAAGGGAAGAGUGGAGUAUCUCCUCAAGUGGAAAGGCUUUUCUGACGGCGACAACACCUGGGAACCAGAGGACAACCUAGACUGUCCUGACCUCAUAGCAGAAUUCCUUAAGUCGCAGAAAUCGGCUGAAUCUGGAGGCAAGAGGCGGGCAGAGUCAGACGGAGAUGGAAAGGAGACCAAAAAGCGCAAGGAUGAGCCUGAGAAACUCAGAGGUUUUACACGUGGUUUGGAUCCUGAGAGGAUUAUUGGUGCUACAGACUCAAGUGGAGAACUCAUGUUCCUCAUGAAAUGGAAAAACUCUGAUGAAGCUGAUCUAGUACCAGCCAAGGAGGCGAAUGUAAAGUGUCCACAAGUGGUCAUCUCCUUUUACGAGGAACGUCUCACCUGGCAUUCAUACCCCACUGAAGAGGAAGAGAAGAAGGAUGACAAAAACUAGACACACAAAAAAAAACAAAGAUGUAAGGGACAGUCAAUAUCAGUCAUGGCCAUUGGUAUGCUUGUUGUGUUCUUCAUUUUAUUUUUAAGAUGGCAAAGGAAAACUGUCAGAAACAUUUGUAAAAAGCAACAGUAUAAACUGUAAUCUACAUAGGUUUCAGCGUAUUUUAGUUUGGGCACCGUUGCCAUAGAUGAAGCAAAUAGAACACUGCUGCCUCAGUGUGCUUGACAGGUGACUUUGCACAUUUAAUGUACUCUUCAUGCUUUCUAUUGACGGAAACAUUCAGAUCAUGUUUUGAAGGAGAAUCACAGUCUGAUAUUCAUACAUGUGAAAUAGUGUUCUUUACAUGUUAGAAAUGUUGAACAUUCCCCCCCCCCACCCUGUGUAGAUUACAGUGUUUAGUCUAUCAUACUGGGUCGGUUUUGUUUGAUGCUGUAGCUGUCUCAA